Molecule: messenger RNA, 5060 nt
Organism: Thamnophis elegans (Western terrestrial garter snake)
Lineage: Eukaryota; Metazoa; Chordata; Lepidosauria; Squamata; Natricidae
Gene: SEMA4B
Product: semaphorin 4B
Exons: 14
Coding region: 1087-3438 (783 amino acids)
Biological process (GO): positive regulation of cell migration; negative chemotaxis; semaphorin-plexin signaling pathway
Molecular function (GO): chemorepellent activity; semaphorin receptor binding
Source: RefSeq, a predicted model, not a curated record
GAAAUAUAAGGGGGGGGGAGUCUCCAGGGAGUACACUGUAAUCUGUGUUUCCUUUUCUUCUUUUUCUUUUUGUAUUCAGUUGUAUAUGUACUGUUUGUAUUAUCUGUGUUUAAAAAAAUAAACAUUAUAAACAAAAAAAUGAACAUUUUGACAACAGGAUAAUAAAGGACAUAGACUUUAAAAACAAAACAAAAAAGGCCCUCCCAGCUCAAGUUCUCACAACAACUUCGCCCCUGUGGAUUGGCUCCCUGGCCUCUGGCUGGACACAGGGGAGGGAUUUUUUGCAGUGUUUAACGGUUCUGAGCGGGAAUUUCAGAUCCUUCCUUGCUUUCUUGCUAUCACUUUCUCUCAAUAAAAGUUUCCUUCUGAAAUGUUUGUUUCACGAGUUCUCAGAGAGGAGGGGCCAGGCCUUACAGGCGGCUCCUGGCCUGGUUCCCAACAGCGCCUCCAGUGGCGUGUUCUGGUAGCGCAUCCGCAAAAGGAAGCCAUCGGACCAUUCCCCACUCUGAGGCCGCCCGGGAAAAACCGGAUCAGGAAGAAUAAGGCGGCGCCGGACGCUGCCCGUUCCGAAGAGGCCUUAAGAGGCGCUCCGCAGCAGCCUCACUUUCGCCGCCUCCAGUGCCCGGGCUCUGCGCGCGGCUCACGGGUGAGCGGCUAGCGGAUCUCGAGGGGCCAAAGCGACGAGGGGCCUCCUCCCCCCAGGACGCCUUUCCCGGUCCGUCCAGCGGCCACCACGGCGGAAUCGCCCUGGGGGGCAGGCAGGUGCGCGCCAGGUGCCCCAGCUCCUCCCUCCCCGCAGGGACGGCCGGGCGCGGCUCCUGCUCAGGUACGGGCCUGCCUGCCACGCCCGAAGGCGGAGGCGCCGCCACACCCGCCCUGGCCAGCUGGAGCAGCGCGAGUUGGGUUGGGCGCCUCCGCGGCCCGCACUCGCCGACCUCGCCGCUGCCGGGCCCCGCGCGCCAUGGGGCCGUCGCUGCUGCUGCUGCUGCUGGGUUCGCUGUUGCCCUCGGCCGCCCCGGGGAGGCGGUGCCCCGACUGAGCCUCGGCCACGAUUCUCCCCGGAGGCGGCUGUGGAGCAACUUCCAGAUGCCUGGAGUCUCCAACUACACCACAAUGAUGCUGAGCCCAGAUGGGCAGGCCUUGUACGUUGGUGCCCGCGAGAUGCUUCUUGCUCUGAACACCAGGGCCUUCUCUCCCGGGCCCCAGCACCAGCAGCUCAUCUGGCACGCCGAGGAGGAAAAGAAACAGCAGUGCAUCUUCAAGGGCAAGGACCCUCAGAGAGACUGCCACAACUACAUCAAGGUCCUCCUGCAGCUGAAUGAGACCCACCUAUACACCUGUGGGACCAGCGCCUUCAGCCCCACCUGCACCUACAUUAGCCUGCCAGCCUUCCAGCUGCAGCGAGACCCUUCGGGGCAGCUCUUGCUGGAGGAUGGGAAGGGACGCUGCCCCUUUGACCCGGAGUACAGAUCUACAGCCAUCAUGGUUGAUGGGGAACUGUAUACAGGGACUGUCAGCAAGUUUCAGGGCAACGAGCCCACCAUCUUCCGCAGCCUUGGCAGCCGCCCGCCCAUCAAGACAGAAAGUUCCCUCAACUGGUUGCAAGAGCCGUUCUUUGUGGGCUCAGCCUUCCUGCAGGAGAGCAGCAGCCCGGAGGAUGAGGAUGGCAAGAUCUACUUCUUCUUCAGUGAAACCGGCAAGGAGUUUGACUUCUUUGAAGACACUGUUGUGUCCCGUGUUGCACGUGUGUGCAAGGGUGACCUGGGUGGAGAGCGUGUGCUCCAGCGACGAUGGACAACCUUCCUGAAGGCUCAGCUGCUCUGCUCCCAUCCAGAGGAUGGCUUCCUCUUCAAUGUCCUUCAGGACAUGUUUGUGUUGACGUCAGGCGACGGAUGGCCAGAGACGGUCUUCUAUGGGGUCUUUACCUCUCAGUGGGAUAGGAAAGGCCCUGGGGCUGCAGCGGUGUGUGCCUUCUCUGUCUCCGAUGUGAAGGAAGCCUUUGAUGAUGGGCUCUACAAAGAAGUCAACCGGGAGACCCAACAGUGGUACACAGAUGUCCAUCCUGUGCCAGAACCCCGCCCUGGAGCAUGCAUCAACCACAAGAGCCGCCAGAUGAAGAUCAGCUCUUCCCUGCAGAUGCCGGAUCGGGUUCUGAACUACCUCAAGGACCACUUCCUCAUGAACAGCGCGGUGAGGAGCCAGGCCCUCCUUGUGCAGCCCCGCUCUCGUUACCAGCAGCUCAGUGUGCAGCGUGUCCAGAGUCUGCAGCAAACCUACGAUGUCUUGUUUCUGGGCACAGAUGAUGGCCGCCUGCAUAAGGCAGUGAUCACGAGGCGAGGAGUCCGGAUCAUUGAGGAGAUUCAGCUGUUCCCUCCGGAGCAACCUGUCCUAGAGCUGCUGCUGGACUCUACCCAGGGUCUGGUUUAUGCUGCCUCAUAUGAUGCCCUGGCACAGGUGCCCGUGGCCAACUGCAGUCUCUAUCGGAGCUGUGGAGAAUGUGUCCUGGCUGGAGACCCUUACUGUGCCUGGAGUAGAGGGGCCUGUCAGCUGUUUAUCUCCAGCCCUUGGCCACUCCAAUCAGUGACCUGGGUUCAGGACAUCGAAGGGGCUGAGACAAGCCAGCUUUGCCAGACCAGCGGCGUGGAACUCGGCCAUUCAGAAGGAGAGCAAGCCCCAUGUCAGCAGGUGGUGCUCCAGCCCAACGUUGUGAUGCCGUUGCCCUGCCCACUGCUGUCCAACCUGGCUUCCCGGCACUGGGUGCAAAACGGGGCUGCCCUCAGCUCCGCUGUCCUGGUGCUGCCCAAGGGAGAGCUGCUGCUGGUGGGCAGUCCAGCCGAGGUGGGGCGCUACGAAUGCUGGUCUCAUGAGGGCAGCUUCCAGCAGUUGAUGGCAAGCUACUGUGUGAGUGUGGAGCCAGGGCUCUGGGCCAAGUUGGUGCCCGCCCAAGACCCCCUGAAGACCCUUAGCACCUCCAGGAGCAUCUCGGGGGAGAACGUCUCGGGGCUGUUGGAGGGCAGGACCUACUGGACUGAGUUCCUUGUGAUGUGUGGGCUCUUCAGUGUUGCCGUGACGCUGCUGAUCCUUUUCACGCUGCACAAGCACCAGGUCAGCCUGAAGGUCUGCCUGAAGCAAGGCCGAUGCGGCUGGUCCCAGCCCAGGAUUUUGCAGGACAGAGAGAUUCUGCCUGCUGAGAACAUGCCUCCCCUCUCUGGCCUGAAUGUGCCUGGUGCCCUGGCAGACCACAAGGGCUACCAGGCUCUGUGCGAGAGUCUGGUGGUGAGCAUGCCUGGGCAUGAGUCCCUAGCCGGCCCCCCUGUGGCUUUUCUGGAGUCUGAUCGGCGACCACUUAAUAUAUCCAAGACUUUCGUGGAGGUGUUGGGUCCCGCCCAGCGCCCUCGGGUUCGCCUUGGCUCUGAGAUCCAGGACUCAGUUGUGUGACCUUCCCCAAGAGUGUCAUUCUGCGGGCUUGAAAGGAGCAGGGCAGAAUCUUCUGGUGUCCCCAUACUCUGGCAGAGGACCAGGCAGAAGGGCAGCCCCACUCAGCUAAGGAAUAGGGCCAGGCACUCUAGCUCUGCGGCACGGUUCCUGCCACGGCAGUAAUGCCACUUAGGGGUAGCCUCCAGGUGUAGAACCAGGUACAGCCUCCCGUUCUAGGGUGCCCUUCAGCUCAAGCGGUGCACUGCCAGAAGUCCUUAGCACUGCCAGGAGGGGACAGAAUGGGACAACCUGGCUCCCCUUUCUUCAGCCUUGUGGGAACCAUUGCUGGGAGGGUAGCUUGCAUGGUACAAAAUACCCGCCUGGAAGUCACCUGUGAAAGGAGAUACUCUGGUUAAACAUCCUGUCUUUGGGAAGGAAAGCCUGGGAGAUACCUUGGUCUGACCUCUAAUGAACUGUGCACUAGGGGGGAAAUUACUGCACCAUUUUGUGUCAGAAAAACUCCUCUGUGUGGUUUCUUUGUGUGUAAAACCAGAGACCUGGUCCUGGUGACACCCACUGAUGAGCAGAAAGCAUCGGGGAGCAUCCUUCAGGGUGUCCUUCAGAACAACAGAAGCUACAGCCGGCUCCUAAAAGGAGCCCAUUUCAAAAGUUUUGUCUUUCAUCAUCCAGACUCCAGAUCAUCACACCUUAAGGGACCUUUCUCCACAGCUAAACAUUUAAUAACCCGUCUGUUUCACACAGACGUAAUCUCUUGUCUUCCAGGGGAGGAAAGAGUAGUGACUCUUGCACCAUGCUUGGGUGAAGCCAUUUAAACCAUUCCUGUGCUGUCCUUCCAACCUCAGCUGGUGCUCUGAAUAAUUGCCCCAUUCCUAAAUGCUUGGCUGGCCUGAAGAGGGGGAAGCCAUUUGUUUCCAGCAGAUCUCUUCACUGGUUAACUCAGGUGCAGUUGCCCUAACAAGGGGCUUGACUUUGGUUUAGGAGUUUGUUGAUUAUCUGAUCCUUGUUUGUGGUCUGUGACCAUAAACCGUCUCCCUUGGCCUGUUUCACCAACUGGAGUGGCUGUUUUGUGAAAAGGCCAAGUCCCCACCACCCGAGGUGUCAAAGCCUAGAAGGGCCAAGGACCCUCCAUGAGGACCCGCCAGGAUUCCUGCAGGGAAAGUUCCUUGCACCGCUGGAAGCAGGCUUCUUGGUGGGCUGCUUUGGGCUCCCAGAGGGAAGAGAGUUGUUGGCCAAGGACUGGAUGGGGCUCCUGCAGUCCUACUCCUGUCAGCCUCCCACCUGAGAGGGUCGGAUUGAAAUGUGUGGCAAGACGGCAUAACUCCUGUUUUUCUGUUCUUCGCUCCUUCAAAGGCAAACCUGGGCUCCUUCUGCCGUGCUGGGAGCGAUACAGAGGAGCUUGUUCUUUAGAAAGUGAAAUAAAGAUGGAGGAACAUGAGUGGGUUCCAUUUAUUGAGUUUUAUUUAGUAAACUAGAAAUCAGACAAAAUCAUGUCACAAGUAUAUUUAUCAAACUCCAGAGACUGCUGCUCUUCCCCACCACUCAGAAAGCAAGAAAAAUGGUCGUGAUUCAGACCCUGCAAUAGAAAAAGUCUCAGUUGCUCCACGAGGAGGCAGAAGAAGGAG